Molecule: messenger RNA, 1400 nt
Organism: Sander lucioperca (pikeperch)
Lineage: Eukaryota; Metazoa; Chordata; Actinopteri; Perciformes; Percidae
Product: gastrula zinc finger protein XlCGF17.1-like
Exons: 1
Coding region: 112-1242 (376 amino acids)
Biological process (GO): regulation of transcription by RNA polymerase II
Cellular component (GO): nucleus
Molecular function (GO): DNA-binding transcription factor activity, RNA polymerase II-specific; RNA polymerase II cis-regulatory region sequence-specific DNA binding
Source: RefSeq, a predicted model, not a curated record
GGAGAGCAGCUUCAAGGGCUGGAGGAGGCUGAUAUCACCAAGUUCCCAUUCACUCCUGUCCCUGUGAAGAGUGAGGAUGAUAAAGAGAAAGCACAGCUUCCUCAUCAUCACAUGGAAACAGAAGCUGAUGGAGAGGACUGUGUAGGACCAGAACCAGCCAGGAACGCUCAUACACAUCCACUUUACCAACCAGAGACUGAAGACCAGACUGGAGACUCUUCAGAUCCUGAGACUGAUGACAGUGCUGAUUGGAAGGAGACCAGAGAACCUCAGUCAGCUUUACACUCUAUGAAACACGAUUCAACAUGUAAGAAAUUUAGCUGCUCUGAGUGUGGGAAAAGAUUUGGCUUCAAGUCAGAUCUGAAGAAACACAUGAGAACUCACACAGGAGAGAAGCCUUUUAGCUGCCCUGAGUGUGGUAAGGCUUUCUCUGGUAGUGCAAACCUGAAGAAACACAUGAGAACUCACACAGGAGAGAAGCCUUUUAGCUGCCCUGAGUGUGGUAAGGCUUUCUCUGAUAAUGGAAACCUGAAAAAACACAUGAGAACUCACACAGGAGAGAAGACUUUUAGCUGCUCUGAAUGUGAUAAAGCUUUCUCUGAUAGUGGAAACCUGAAGAAACACAUGAUAACUCACACAGGAGAAAAACCUUUCAGCUGCUCAGUCUGUGAGAAAUCUUUUACACGGAGUGGAGAUUUACAGAAACACAUGAGAAUCCACACAGGGGAAAAAAGAUUCAGCUGCUCUGAGUGUGAUAAAGCUUUCACUGAACGUGGACACCUGAAGAGACACAUGAUGACUCACACAGGAGAAAAACCUUUCAGCUGCUCACUCUGUAAGAAAUCUUUUAUACAGAGUGGAGAUUUACAGAACCACAUGGUAGUCCACACCGGAGAAAAAAGAUUCAGCUGCAGUGUUUGUAAUAAAUCUUUUAGCCACAGUGGAAGUUUACGGUCACACAGGAGAACUCACACAGGAGAAAAACCUUUCAUCUGCUCAGUCUGUAAGAAAUCUUUUACACACAGUGAAAAUUUACGGUCACACAUGAGAACUCACACAGGAGAAAAACCUUUCAGCUGCUCUGAGUGUGAUAAAGCUUUCACCGAAAGUCACAACCUAAAGAAACACAUGGUAGUCCACACAGGAGAGAAAAGAUUCAGCUGCAGUGUUUGUAACAAAAGAUUUGCCUGGGGUUCUCAUGUCAAAAGACAUAAAUGUGUUGGUCAGAUGGAAACAAGCUGAUGGAGAGGACUGUGGAGGACCAGAACCAGCCAGGAACUCACAUCCACUUUUACAACCAGAGCCUGAAGACCAGACUGGAGACUCUUCUGAUCCUGAGACUGGUGACAUGGAAUAACAUUUGUGCCUUUAAGUCCAUGCAAAACCUCUCAAGUAUCAAA